AAGUAGAACGAUGAACGAAGAUCUCAGUUAAGUUUUGCGAGUGGAGACGGUCACAUCAAUUGGAGCGUGCGGCUACACCGCGUUCGUCUUUCUUUUGUGGACAUAUACACAGCAUUGCCUUGCUAAAGAGGAAACGCACUAACACAGUCGAGUGAUUUGUAAAGCGCCAUCCCACAAACUCCCCCUCCCCUCAGGAAACCCAAAACUCAACAUGGACGGCUUCUACGACCAACAGGUUCCGUUCAUGGUCCCGCCCAAUUCUCACGUCGAGGAACGCAGCAGAAUCUUCAGUGACAGAAAGAGGAAGUUUGUGGACACUGAGCUUGCCCAGGACACAGAAGAACUGUUCCAAGAUCUCAGUCAGCUUCAGGAUAUCUGGAUCGCAGAAGCUCAGGUGCCGGAUGACGAGCAGUUUGUCCCCGACUUCCAGUCGGAUAGCUUGAUGUUUCAUGGACCGCCACCGACAAAGAUCAAACGUGAGCUGACUCCCUCCAAAGAGCUGUCCCCCUGCCACCAGGACAGGAGUCCCAUGCCCUACGGAGAGAAGUGCCUUUACAGCUACAGUGCCUGCGACAGGAAGUCAACUCCUGGCUUCAAACCAUUAACCCCUCCCUCCACACCGGUGUCUCCAUGUGGGUCCACUAGCACCGCAGGAGCACCCCCCCUCAAUGAGCCUACACCUCCCCCUCCUACCAAUGUAGCCAGUCUGAACCCCGGACCGCGGCAGGUGCAGCCCCUCACACCGAGCGCGGGCCCACGAAACCAGCCGCCACUUUCGGUCCACAGCCCGCCGUUCGCCGUGCCGUGUGCGCUAAUCGGCCAGGAUGCCAAUAACUUCACGCCAGAGCACAGGUUCCAAAGGCAGAUGUCAGAGCCGUCCCUACCUUUCCCCCCAUCAGAGAGUCAAGGGCGACCCCACUUCCUGCCCCAGCUGGCCAAUAACAACGGUCGGCCACAUGAGGGCCGGCCACUGUACCAUCGGCAAAUGUCGGAACCCCUGGUGGCCGUACCCCCGCACCCUUUCAAACAAGAACUCAUCGACCCGAGAUACACCGAGCAGGGCGUACCCAGCGCAGGCCCGCCGGCUCCCCCGCGCCAGGCUGCGUUCCACCCGAUGGCCAUCAAGCAGGAACCCCGCGAUUUUUGCUUCGAUUCCGAGGUGCCCAACUGUCACUCAUCUUUUGGGACAGCGGGCAGCUACUACCAAAAUAACCACGAAAGCUUCGCCUUCGACAGAGAUCCUCAACUCUACUUUGACGAUACCUGUGUCGUUCCUGAAAGAUUAGAAGGUAAAGUUAAGCAGGAGCCCUCCAUCUAUCGAGACGGACCCCCGUACCAGCGCCGUGGCUCCCUGCAACUCUGGCAGUUCCUCGUCACUUUGCUAGACGACCCGGCCAAUGGACACUUUAUCGCCUGGACAGGUCGGGGGAUGGAAUUCAAGCUCAUUGAGCCAGAGGAGGUUGCUCGCCGCUGGGGCAUCCAGAAGAACAGACCGGCCAUGAACUACGACAAGCUGAGCCGCUCUUUGCGUUACUACUACGAGAAGGGCAUCAUGCAGAAGGUAAAGGUGGCUGGUGAACGGUACGUGUACAAGUUUGUGUGCGACCCCGAGGCCCUCUUCUCCAUGGCCUUCCCUGACAACCAGAGGCCUAACCUGAAAGCCGACCUGGACAGCAUGCCGGGCCUUGACGACGACACCGUGCCCCUCACCCACUACGAGGAGAACACUCCCUACCUACUGGACAGCGGAGAUCAUUGUGCUGCUGGCUUGCCCUUCCCCGACGGUUGCAGCUACUGAACCGUCAGACAAAGAUGCAAAAGCACUCCCCAAGUCUCUUAAUGCUUUUCAAAUUCAGAGGUGCCACCUGCAAAUGGCUUGCAGAGACCGGCGUGGAUGUCCGCACUCGCUGACUCGUGGAACAAAAUUGAUCUGCCGCUAACAGUGGACAAAGGGUAAAAUGUGACAAAAGUGGAAAGGGUUGUGAGAGGAAUGAACUUAAACUCUAGCGCCCUCCUUUGCAUUGGAGUGCAAGGCCACAAGACGUCAAACAUUACGCAAAGGACUGUCUGUAUAGACAAGAGUAGAGUUUGUGAUUUUUAUUUUGUGACACUCUAAUUUUCUGAAACAAUCAAGAGAAAUCUCAAAUUUAACAACGCAGCACUGUUUUAGAGUUGCCUAUUAGAAGUUUGUUGCGCCGUUAUGCUUCUGCACCCCGGUUAAAACGUGAGCAAAAGGGCUGUCAAUUGCAUAAUUGUUCAACAAGCCUAUUUUGAACUAACAAUCAUUUUUGUAGAUAUGACUUUUUUUAUUGCCACUUUUGGGAUCUUUAAAAAUAGAGCAUUACAAGCUAGACUGUUGGGCUGCUCUCUUGUCUAAAUGUUGUGUUCUUUAAUUGUCCUACCCUUGUAAGAGAUUGUUUCUGCUAGCGCCCUUGUUGGAGACUGCAAACCUUGCUACAAAUCUGUGCUGGAUUGUUCAAUUUUAGAGCAAAUCAGCACUUGUCUAUUUCAAAAGGGAUGCAUAUGCAAGUACACAAUUCUCCCACAGAGACCAUUCUUUUUAUAUAAAUUGUCAAGAUUUUUUUUUUUGGCUUACAUUGCUCUCUCAGCUGUGGUCAGCCAGCUCCUGAUGUGCAGGCGGGUUUGGUGGAAGAAUCGCGGUUUGCAUGCGGAGAAUAAAAAAAAAAAGUCAGACACCUUCUCCAUAAGACAAUAAAUGUGACUUUGCAUGGUAUAAUCAGCCAAGACUGCAUCCACCAACAUAUCACUUUAGUGUCUAUGGAUGAACAUUUAUAUGUUUCUGUAUUUUAUUUAGAAUGAGGGCAACAUUAAAACUUAUACAAAGUAUAUAUUUUUGCUAUAAGCCUGCUAUCAUUUUUUUUUUUUUUUUUUUUAAUGUAUCCGCUGUAUAUUUCUGGCAAUGGCAACUUUUUUUUUUUUAAAAGAAACAAUAAAAUCUCACAAAGACUCUCACUACAGGCUGAUCCGUAGGACCAGAUGUUAACAAUAGGCGUGUAAAAGGCCAGAGUUCCGAUAAAGGCAACAUUAUGGGAUGUGCAGGGACAGACCAGACUUGUAUAGGCUUCUGUUGCCCCCCCUCUCACAUUGUGUUCCUUAUACAGCUGAGUUUGUUAUGUGUACUGGGUCAAAUAAACACUCUAUGCUUCA
This is a messenger RNA of Syngnathus acus (greater pipefish), 3168 nucleotides long. RefSeq names its product ETS variant transcription factor 5a (gene etv5a). Gene Ontology annotation, molecular function: DNA-binding transcription factor activity, RNA polymerase II-specific; sequence-specific DNA binding. Gene Ontology annotation, biological process: cell differentiation; regulation of transcription by RNA polymerase II. Lineage: Eukaryota; Metazoa; Chordata; Actinopteri; Syngnathiformes; Syngnathidae. Gene Ontology annotation, cellular component: nucleus. The record is from RefSeq and is a predicted model, not a curated record. The coding region runs from base 212 to 1798 and encodes 528 amino acids. The transcript has 13 exons.